Danaus chrysippus (African queen) is the source of this 1557-nucleotide messenger RNA. The record is from the annotation of a GenBank genome assembly. Lineage: Eukaryota; Metazoa; Arthropoda; Insecta; Lepidoptera; Nymphalidae.
AUGGGAAAUAUUAAGGCACUGCCUCAAAAACUAUGGAGUGAACGUUGUACCAAGAACUCCAUCGCGUUGAAUGACUGCAACUGGUGUUGGUGUGAUGUCAGACAGAAGUUUCAAUGUAAAGCACGGAUCUGUGAGGAGGUUGAUAUGUUCGGACAUUUUAAAGACGCCAUCCGUGAUAUUGAUGUGGGAAUGGAAGGACGCGGGUCUUGGCGAUCCUCAAUGACCCCCUGCAAACCCGGUGUUCAUUACAGACGAGGAGAUGUUCUGUGCUUGUGUGAUGAAGAUGGAAAUUGGCCGAAUCCAGUCUGCAGAGACAUCUUCAGAGUUUUGCAUUCUGUGGAACUCCAUCGGGAUACUGUUAAUCAAACUUGUACUCCUUCUAAACUAUAUCUGAUUGGUUGUAACGUCUGUUUCUGUUCAUCAUCAGGAAUUUUAGAUCCGGAAUUAUGUACAAAACAAGAAUGUCAGGAAGAUGACCCAGCGCUACCAGAAAAUCGACCGAAAACCCAAACUGAUAAUGAAAAAAAUUCCGAAGUAUACGCCAAAUGCGAUUCUGACGAAACCUAUGAGCUUGGAUGUAGGAAAUGCAUUUGUCUAAAAAAUAAUAGACUUAUAUGUAAUGACUGUCCAAAUGAACAUACAGCUGUGGCAGAGAAGCCUUUAUACAGAAAGAGAAAACGCAAAAGGAGGAGAAAGAAAAUAAGAAAUACCAGAUUUGGAUUAUGUGAAGGAAAAUAUCCCAAACAGAAAUUCUCAAUCGGAUGCAGUACGUGUUUCUGCGACAAGUACUCAGGAAUAUACUGCUCAGUGAGGAAGUGCCUUAAACCUAUAAGAACAUUGAAAACAAGUCUGUCUCUCUUAAAAGGUAAAAGUAAAAGUAAAAGUAAAACUAAAAAUAAAAGUAAAACUAAACCUAAAAUUAAAACUAAAACUAAAACUGAAACUAAAACAGAAGUAAAAGUAAAAGUAAAUGUUGUUCCAAAAGUAAAAGAGGUGGAACCGCCUACGGACGAUGAUAUGUGUCAAGCAAACACCAGAUUUCGUAAAGAAUGCAAUGAAUGCAUUUGUCUCAAACUAGAAAACAAUGUCAUAGUUCUAGAUUGUUCACUUAAGACAUGUCCAUCAUCAAAAAAUGUAGAUGAAAUGUUUGAGAAUGAUUGCGUUGUUGGCAGUGUGUAUAUGAGGGAUUGUCGCAUCUGUUACUGCUAUACUAUUGACGGAAUUGUACAUCAAAUAUGUCACGCCAACGCGGAAUGCGAUUCAAAUAUAAAUGAGUUGGAUAUGGGAUAUUGUACACCUAUGCUCAAGUAUAAGAAAGAUUGCAAUAAUUGCAAAUGCUUAGCCGAUGGGAAAACUUUAAAGUGCACUAGUCUGAUUUGCCCGGCAAGAUCUUCGAAUCCAGUAUCAGUGGACAUAGUGCCGGUACAAAUGUUGAACGGCGACCACUGUCCCAAAGGCUACUCAUAUAAAUUGGACUGCAAUACAUGUUUUUGUCUGGCAAAUGGAAACGCAAUUUGUACAACAAGAGACUGUGCUGAAGAUAACGAAGAAUCGUAA